AUGCCUAAGGACAGUGAUAAUGUCCGAGUUCAAGCUGAACCCAGCUCGCUGGAUUUAUUAAAUACAGUUUCUGUGAAAGUUCCAGCCUUUUGGCCAGAUUCUGCGGAGGCCUGGUUCGUCCAGGUUCUGGAUCUCAUCAAAUCUCCCCCGUCCUCCGACCCCUACGAAGCUUUGAAGAGCCGUUUGUUGAGGUUGUUUACUCUCGACGACUAUCAAAGGUAUGAAGCAAUUUCUAACCUCCCUUUCUCAGGUGAUAUGAAACCUUCCAAGCUCAUGUCAAAUAUGCUUGCUCUACUCCCUCUUGAUCACAAACCGUGUUUCUUUCUCCGGGGAGCGUUUCUGAAGAGAUUGCCCGCCGACAUUCGGGCUCACCUUCUGAGGGAUGAUUUUUCCGAUCCUAUAACCUUGGCCUUGAAAGCAGACGAAAUCUAUCAGAGCAGAGUGUCCUCCUCUCCUGUUUAUGCUGUUUCCAGCACCCCGGAGGAUUCUGUCAAUGCUGUGAGAUCCUCACCUACAAACCGGCCACAACGUUCAGCAACUCCAUACUCCGGCAGCUGGGAUAACAGGUCAUCGUCUCCAACCCUGUGUUACUACCAUCAUGCCUGGGGAUCUAAGGCCAAGAAGUGUAGAGCUCCAUGUUCAUGGUCGGGAAACUAG
Messenger RNA from Eurytemora carolleeae, 657 nucleotides. RefSeq lists its product as uncharacterized. The coding region runs from base 1 to 657 and encodes 218 amino acids. The transcript has 2 exons. Lineage: Eukaryota; Metazoa; Arthropoda; Copepoda; Calanoida; Temoridae. The record is from RefSeq and is a predicted model, not a curated record.